UCAACAUGAACGACCCUGAAGUCGUCGAGAAGGGCAUAGCUUUUUUGAGAGAGUGUGCUAAGAACAUAACGUCCAUUACUGUGAACACGCCGGCCGUGAGAGACGCUGUGAUCAACACGCAGUACGACGCCGUCGUAUCGGAGUGGUUCUUCUCUGAUACUGAUGCUGGAUAUGCAGCAGUACAGCAAGUACCAUGGAUAAUGAUGGCAGGCAUAAUAUAUAACUCAAUCUUCGAGUUAAUGGUGGACGAGGUGCGCUCGGUAGCCACUGUCCCUAUCUUCUUGAACAAUGCAACGAUACCGAUGAAUUUCGUCGAGAGACUGGCCAACACUUUCUACCAUAUCGUAUUUACUGCGGCCAACUGGUGGGAAUGGUCAUCAUUAAAUGACAUAUACAACUCCUAUUUCACUCCACUAGCAGCCGCUCGUGGGGUUCCUCUAGUAUCAUAUUCGGAUGCACUGAACGAUUUGUCUAUACUCUUUCUGAACUCCCAUCCAGCGUAUGCACCAGGGCAGCCUAUUCCACCAAAUGUGAUUAACAUCGCUGGAUACCAUAUUCCUGAGGAAGUAGCUGCUCUACCAAAGGAUCUGCAAGAACUAUUGGACUCUUCGAAGAACGGAGUGGUAUACUUCAGUAUGGGAUCAGUGUUGAAGUCAGCCGCUCUACCAAAGCGUACCCGGCGCGAACUGAUCCAAGUUCUGGGAGAGUUGCCGUACACGGUUCUAUGGAAGUUUGAAGAGCAGAUCACAGGGUUGCCGAAGAAUGUACAUGUUAGACCCUGGUUUCCACAGCCAAGUAUAUUGUCCCACCCUAACGUGAAGCUGUUCAUCACACACGGCGGUCUCCUCAGCACCAUGGAGUCCCUCCAGUAUGGUAUGCCACUCCUGGCCAUACCCGUGUAUGGAGACCAGCCCUAUAAUGCGGAGCAAGCGGUUCGUAAUGGAUAUGCGAGGAAGAUCAAGUAUGGAGAUGAUAUGGCUGAUGAGCUCAGGGUGGAGCUGAAGGAGAUGUUGAGUACUGACAGAUAUUACAAACGCGCGAAACAUCUAUCUUGGUUGUUCCGCAAUUCCCCUGUGAAGCCAAGCAAACUGGUGUCUCACUACGUCGAAUUGGCCAUCGAAACUAAAGGCGCGCAUCACCUGCGCUCCCCGUCUCGCCAGUACGCGUGGUACGCGCGCUGGAUGCUGGACCAGGCGGCGCUGCUGGCGGCCGCGCUCUACAUACUGUACAGACUGGCGGCAGCAGCACUACGACCACUCACCAAGAAAACCAGCAAGAAACUGAAGAAACAAUAA
Messenger RNA from Achroia grisella, 1295 nucleotides. RefSeq names its product UDP-glucosyltransferase 2-like. The transcript has 7 exons. Gene Ontology annotation, molecular function: UDP-glycosyltransferase activity. Lineage: Eukaryota; Metazoa; Arthropoda; Insecta; Lepidoptera; Pyralidae. Bases 6 to 1295 code for a protein of 429 amino acids. The record is from RefSeq and is a predicted model, not a curated record.